Messenger RNA from Arabidopsis thaliana (thale cress), 195 nucleotides. RefSeq names its product ascorbic acid mannose pathway regulator. The transcript is spliced from 2 exons. NCBI's taxonomy places the organism in Eukaryota, Viridiplantae, Streptophyta, Magnoliopsida, Brassicales, Brassicaceae. The coding region runs from base 1 to 195 and encodes 64 amino acids. The record is from RefSeq and is marked reviewed.
AUGUGGAAUGUUGUGGAGAGCUUUACAUUAGCAAAAUGGAUAGAAGUUAAGUCAUUGGGAGACAAUGCGUUUGUGAUUGCUACCGAUACUUGUUUCUCGGUUUUGGCUCAUGAGUUUUACGGAUGCCUUCAAAACUCUAUUUACUUCACAGACAACAAGGAUAUAUUUAAGCUAGACAAUGGACCAAUGUAUUAA